GACUGAAUUGAAAAAACCCCAUAAUUCAAAGGACCAUUUUAGGAAUUUACUCUUUAAAAAAUAAAAAUUGACAAACUACUUUAUUCACCCACGGCCCACAAAAUGUUGGAUAAAGAUAGGUGGCUAAUUUUCCUCCAGUUUCAUCCGCUCUUCUCAUCCUCUUUUUAAUGCUCCCCUCCCUACCUUUCCUUCCUCCCCCAUCAGACUACACUGUAAGUGCACCAAUUGGACGAAAUAAUGACAGCUAUGACCCUGAUGCAAAGUUCUUCACUUGUGAAUCACCCCUGGUCUGAAUCUUCUUCCCCUUGCAGUCCAAUCUUGGAAUAUAACCCUCCCCGCUUUUCCACUUCCAUCGAUUCGCUUUCUACUGAUAGAAUCAAACUCAAAUUGGGUUCGCAUGGCAACUUUAGGGUUUCGACCAAGUCUGCACUCUCUUCUUCUUCUUCAUCACGAGGGGACUACAAAAGGAACACAGGCCAGAUGGUUCCUCCCUACAACGUUCUGAUCACCGGCGGUUCCAAAGGAAUUGGAUAUGCACUUGCCAAGGAAUUUUUGGAGGCGGGUGAUAAUGUUCUUAUAUGCUCUAGAUCAGUUGAAAGAGUGGACACUGCACUUCAAAAAUUAAGGGAAGAAACAGGGAAGCAACAUGUGUGGGGCACUAAGUGCGAUGUUCGAGAUAGCAGUGAUGUAAGAAGCUUAGUUGCAUUCGCAAAGCAAAACCUUAAGCACAUAGAUCUAUGGAUUAAUAAUGCUGGAUCAAAUGCGUAUAGCUACAAACCACUAGUAGAAGCCUCCGAUGAAGAUCUUAUUGAUGUUGUCACAACAAAUACACUUGGUAUGAUGUUAUGCUGCAGAGAGGCUAUAAGCAUGAUGCUUAGUCAGCCUCGAGGGGGUCAUGUAUUUAAUGUUGAUGGAGCUGGAUCCAACGGAAGGCCAACCCCCAGAUUUGCUGCUUAUGGGGCAACUAAGCGUAGUGUGGUGCACCUUACAAAAUCAUUGCAGGCCGAAUUGGAGAUGCAAGAUGUAAAAAAUGUUGUAGUGCACAACCUCUCGCCUGGAAUGGUCACCACUGAUCUGCUUAUGUCUGGUGCUACCACGAAGCAGGCCAAAUUUUUCAUAAACGUAUUGGCAGAGCCCCCGGAUGUGGUUGCCAAUUAUCUUGUCCCAAACAUUAGGUCCAUACCCACACGUGGAUCGACAAAACCUACUUACAUUCGUUUUCUCACCGGAUUAAAAGCAUAUUCACAGAUAUUCUCACGAAUCGCAUUUGGUGCGAGGAGGAAUAGAUAUAUUCCUGAGGAUUGACGGAACAAAGCGUUAUCAAUGCUUGCACAAUCAUAUGUUUUGCAACCCGAGCUUAAACAGAGUGAGGCAUGAGGUGUCCUAAAAUUGAUGAAAUGCACGAACAUUGACCAAUCAAAUUGAGUUUGUUUUUUCAUAAAAAAAUUGAGAUUGUUUAGUAGAAGUAGUGUAAGGACUAACGUUGUGCGGAUGAAGGAGAAUAAUUUUUACUUGAUUUGUGAUUCGUAUUUAAACAUGAUGAUUCAAUUUGAAUAUAAAUAUACAUACUUCGUAUGA
Molecule: messenger RNA, 1578 nt
Organism: Cuscuta campestris
Lineage: Eukaryota; Viridiplantae; Streptophyta; Magnoliopsida; Solanales; Convolvulaceae
Source: the annotation of a GenBank genome assembly